CUGUAUGCGCGCGCGCGCGAGAGCGAGAGAGAGAGAGAGAGCGCGAGCGGUGGAGGCGUCGAUGCGAUAGAGACGGAGGGAAGCCGGCGGUAAAGGGGCAGGAAAUCGCCACCGCCAUCAUCACAACAUCUACUACCCAGCCGACGGGUGGUUAUGGAACUGAAGGAACCGGAUGAAAACGAGUGGAAGUACCACGGAGAGGGCAACCGAAGUUUGGUCGUGUCUCAUGUGCAGCAUUGCCAAGUACUGCGUUUUCUAAAGUUUCCCAUUGAACUUCCACAGCCAAACAAGGCCUUGGAAGAAGUUUCCCAUCGGCUAAACAAUAUUGUAGAAUUUAGUAAACAUGUGAUGAAGCCAUUAUUGGGAGAUAACCUUGUGCAACCUGGGGAGGUUAUACAGCUACCACUGGACUUUGUAAGACAACUGGCAUUGAAGAUCCAGCCGGAAAGGCCAGAAUCACGUUGCAAUAAAGUAAUGGAUGCUUUCAGUGGAUAUACAUUAUGCCUUCCGGAUCUCACUAAAUUCCAAACCUCCCCUCAAUUGGAAAAACGACCGCCACUUUGUAUAGAAAUUAAGCCUAAAUGUGGAUUUAUCCCUUUCUCAAGUCACAUUACCAAGGAGAUUAAACAGCAUGCCUGUCGCUAUUGCAUGCAUCAACACCUGAAGGUGGCUAAUGGAAAAUGGAAGAGGAUGAGCAAAUACUGUCCUCUUGACCUUUUUUCUGGGAAUAAACAGCGUAUGUACAUAGCUUUAAAAAGUUUGCUGCAGGAGCCUCAGAACAAUUUGAAGAUUUUUAAGAAUGGAGAGUUGAUAUUUGGCUGUAAGGAUGACCAGGACUGCUUGAUGGAUCUGAAUGAACUUGCGAAUCAUUUGAAAGCAUACUUCUUCCCUGCUAAUGGUAUGGUCAGUGGACCACAGUGUACCCGAACUGUUCUCACAGAGCUCAUUCACGUGAUAACAAUGGCUUUGUUGAGCAAUGCAGGCACCCUCAGGACAUGUGAUAUGAAGAGAACACGUAUUUCACAGGAAAUAAGGCACUGUGAGGCAAGUCACUUUCGCAAGGAUGUUUUGAGAAAUAAUAUCCAUGCAGUGGAGAAUUCUGGCUUGCCGAAGGGCUGUGUUCUUUCUCGGAUCCUUCAAGUGCAGAUGCUUGAUAUGAUGGACAUAGAUGGAAUUUAUCCUUUAUAUCUGAGAGUUCAGCAGCACUUAGAAGAAUUUACAAAAGACAGGAGUAGAUUGCAUUUAGAUGGUCCUUACAAUGAAACUUUUUAUGAAAGUCUAUCAGACCUUUCACAAGAUGAUGAAACUGUGGAUUAUGCAGCUCGAAAGAUACAUCAGUACAGGAUUGCCACAACUGCCAAGGAUUGCUCCAUUAUGAUUGCACUUUCUCCUUGUCUUCUGGAAGAACGGCCUGAACCAAGUACCGUAAUUAAGACAUCAAGAACUUUGUUUGUGUAUUCCAUCUCCAUUCUUGAUUUGGAUCCCAAACCAUAUGAGAACAUUGCACACCAAUAUAAAUUAGAUGGGAAGAUCAUAAAUUAUUAUUUGCAGAACACGAGGGCCAAGAAGGAAGUUACCACUGCUAACUUCUACAUGGGAUAUGAAGAGUGCACACUGUUUUUUCAUUCAGUUACACAGAGCAGUUGUUGCCCAACAGGAUUUAAAGAAGCAGAAACAGGUUUUACUUUUUCCAUUUUCCAGUUGAAUCUCAAAAGCAGCAACUCAAAGAAUGUUUUAUUAUCUGGUAGCACAAUCAGAAACCCCUUGCAGAAUCAAAUGCUGAUGGUGAACAGUUAAAAUAAUCUGGGUUUAAUUAAGGUAUCUUGAUCUUGAAGAAAAUAAUAUUAUGAAUUAUCUAGGUUUUCAGACUUAUUUUUGACAUCUAAGCUAAAUAACCAUAGGAAUAGUGCUUGAUCCCAGUGCUUUUCUGGAUGAGUUAGUCAUUUUAGUUGCACCAGAAUGAUUGAAGAGUGUACAGCUGGAUUAACUUACUGUUCCAAUUGAUUUUGCAUUCUAUCACUCGACUAAUUGUUGUUUCCCCCUGGAGGUUGUAUUAAAUGAUCUUCCUGUUCCUAAUAUCAAAAUGCUGAACAAGCGCCAACUUACAAAAAAAAGUGCAUGGGUGAUGUUUCCAUUUCCUAACUGUGUUAAAUUUAUUCGUUUUAUUAUUCAGGUGCUAACUUUUUGUUUUUUUUAUAUUUAAAUGGGUAAAUCAUAAUUAUUCGCUGGUUUAAAAAAAAACGUAGGAUGAUUGUAAGAGAAGCUCUAAUUUGUUGCUGACGCUGGCCAUUUCAAGAGGACUUUUAUCAGCAGCACUUGCUCGUCUCUCCUGCAUGAGAUCUCCAUGGUAGACACAAUUCUAGGUUACUCCUGAGUUCAAUUCUGUUCCUAUCCAUUGUUCAUGUCCAAGUAUUUUCCACUGGAAAUUUGCUUAUCUGUCCAAUUGAUGUCCCAAUUGAAGUAAAUUGACUCACAGGCAUCAUGUUCAAUUUAUUAAUAUUGUUUAUAUUAAUGUUAACAAUAUCAUCUCUGACAUUGUUUUAUUUCCAUUUGUGAUUUCAAUAUUAACCAGAAUUCUGCAUUGUUAGUCCAUCGAGAAAUGGAAAGAUAUUUGAUUUGAAUAUAAGGCUUUGAGAGGAAAAUAAAUUAUAAGAUGGCAACAUUUUGGCUUGUCUUUUAAGGUGACUUGAAAUUUGGAUAUAAUAAAUGUCUGUAAACAUGUAUGCAUAAAAAAAAAAUGUUUUGCUAGUUAAAUAAUUUAAAAUAACAGUCUUCACUUGAAACUUAAUGUUCCUGCUGCUGGCUCGAGUGAUGUUUUAAACAUUUUUGAUUUGACUGGUUGGCAAUUGUACCUCAGUGUUUAGUGCCAACAUAAAUUACACCUGUAUGUAAUAUUUAAUUUUGAAAUGGAUUGGAGAUGUUUUGUAGUUCACUUCUGUUGUAAACAUCUCCAGGCGUGUUUUACGUAUAUUAAAAUGAUAAAUUAUCCAAUGCAGUUGUCAUACUCGACAGUCGUGUUCCUGUUGCAUUACUUAUCACUCUCAAACUAAAAUAGGCUUUAAUGUCCAGGAACAUGAGCAUUGUGAAUGAUGGUGAGUGGUUUGAAUCUGGUUUGUCUGUUAACAUUUAUGUUUAAUUGGUGGGUCUGGAUUGUGCUGAAUUAGUGUGGUAUCAGCAGAACUGGUUGGAUGAUUUGCGUCAUAAUACUGUAACAUUUUACUCUCUGGAACACAGCUUAGAUAUGGCCUUUUAAAAAAAGGUUUAACAUCAAUUUCCUACUUGUUUAUAACACUGGUCUGUCGUGCCUUGUGCUUUAUUAAACCACCCAAUUAUUGCUGAUUUGUAAUUUUAAUUUUCCAUUGUAAAAAAUGUCAAUUACAUUUGGUACAGUUUCUGACCAUUGAUCAUUCUUACCACUAUUUCAUUCUGUACUUGUGUACUCAGCACUUAUGAAGCUGUGAAUUGAGCUACCGUUGUAAGAGUGAACUUUCAAAUGUAUUUUUCCAUUAGUUCAGACUACUGUUGAACAUAACUUGUAGAAAUCUUGUACAAAUGCAAUAUGUAAAUAUUUGGCAAUUUAUAUUUAAAUGCUAUAUUUAUUUUUCAUGUGACAGUGCCAUGGGAGAACAUAAAUGUAGUUAUGGCAAGUCCUGAUGUACAAAAUUUUGCAAUAGUACGAUUAAUAAAAAUAAUAAGUAAAUCAA
Messenger RNA from Leucoraja erinaceus (little skate), 3704 nucleotides. It is a transcript of the gene ippk, whose product is annotated as inositol 1,3,4,5,6-pentakisphosphate 2-kinase. Lineage: Eukaryota; Metazoa; Chordata; Chondrichthyes; Rajiformes; Rajidae. Gene Ontology annotation, cellular component: nucleus. The transcript is spliced from 14 exons. Gene Ontology annotation, molecular function: inositol-1,3,4,5,6-pentakisphosphate 2-kinase activity; ATP binding. The record is from RefSeq and is a predicted model, not a curated record. The coding region runs from base 154 to 1797 and encodes 547 amino acids. Gene Ontology annotation, biological process: inositol phosphate biosynthetic process.